GUGAAGAUCACACAACUUCAAAUAUUUGUUAGGCUCGAAAUAUCAAUCGUCUUCGACCAUGUUAGACAAAACGUUAUGGGAACAAUUUUUAGAUGUAGUAGAACCUCAUCUACCGGAAUAUCUCCACUGGAAUGAAAUAUGUUGGACGUUCGUUUUUUACCUGGCCGAGGCAAGACGCCAUAUUCAUCGAUGGUGCCGAGGAAUGGAAGCAUGGGAGAUUGUUGUCAAUACAGUGACCUACUGCUUCUUUGUUUGGCUUGCCUUGGAAAUUCUACGCUGGGUGAUUGGAUGGGCAUUCUUCAGAGAAAAAAGUCUGAUAGAGAGAGUAAAGAAAGGAUUUUUUCGAACGUUGAGAAGAUUGCCAUUUAUAAAAGAUAAGAUAGCCAAUGAAAUGAAUAAAACUGUGGAAGAAAUGGGCAAAACAGUAUUUCCUGUGAAGCCAGGAGAGACCUUUCAUACAAGACUACCAGCCAAAGGAAUGAAAGAGAAAGAUCUAAUGAAGGAAAUUGAAAAUUACACAAAGCUUGGUGAAGUGAAAUGGGAGGAAGGACGUGUUUCUGGAGCAAUUUAUUGUGGAGGAAAAGAACUCACAGAAGUGCUAACAAAGGUCUAUUCAAAAUUCACUUGGGCCAAUCCACUCCAUGUGGAUAUCUUUCCUGAUGUGCGGAAGAUGGAAGCAGAAGUUGUUCAGAUGUGUGUCAAUAUGUACCAUGGAGGGAAGGAUGCAUGUGGAACUAUGACCAGUGGAGGAACUGAGAGUAUAUUGAUGGCAUGUAAGGCAUAUCGUGACUGGGCAAGUGACCGUGGAAUAACACACCCAGAAAUUGUGGCACCUAUAAGUAUUCAUGCAGCAUUUGACAAGGCAGCUCACUAUUUCAAUAUUAAGCUUGUUCAUGUUCCUGUUGAUGAGAAAACAAGGAAAGUUAACAUCAAGGCCAUGCGGAGAGCAAUAACAAAGAAUACCAUUCUACUUUGUGGCUCAGCACCUCAGUUUCCUCAUGGUGUUAUGGAUCCAAUUGAAGAAAUAGCCAAACUUGCCAAAAAGUAUAAUCUUGGUUGUCAUGUAGAUGCCUGCCUUGGUGGUUUUCUGAUACCAUUCAUGAAAAAAGCUGGGUUUAGUCUUCCUCCAUUUGAUUUUUCUGUAGAUGGAGUUACAAGUAUAUCCUGUGAUACACACAAGUAUGGAUUCUCACCCAAAGGAUCUUCAGUUAUCAUGUACAGCAACAAGCAUCUCAGGCAUUUUCAGUAUUUUGUUGCACCUGAUUGGCAAGGAGGAAUUUAUGCCUGUCCAUCAAUACCUGGCAGUCGACCUGGUGCAAUCAUAGCAGCGACAUGGGCUACAAUGAUUUACUAUGGAGAGUCUGGUUAUGUUGAGAGCACAAGAAAAAUUAUAUCAACAAGAAAGAAAAUUGAGGAUGGCUUGCGAAAGAUCAAAGGUAUUUUUGUUCUUGGAAAACCUGAAGUGAGUGUGGUGGCGUUUGCUUCACAUGAUUUUGAUGUUUACCACCUGGGCGAUGCUCUCACCAAGAAAGGCUGGCAUCUAAACACCCUUCAGUUCCCUUCAAGUAUUCAUAUUUGUGUGACAGCUUUGAACACACAGCCAGGUGUGGCUGAUCAGUUUAUUAAGGACGUCAGAGAAUGUACCGCUGCACUUUUGAAAGAUCCUGCAGCAAAAUCAAGCGGCAUGUCUGCCAUCUAUGGUAUGUCCCAGAGCAUUCCGGAUAGAUCCAUUGUUAAUGAAAUAGCGUGGGGCUUCUUGGACUGUAUGUACAAUGUCAAUCACGAACCAGCUCAUGAGAAUGGAGUCGUCAAGCAUUAAUUUUGUUUUUGGUACGAAGUAAUAAGGUGCAAGUCACACAAUUGAUUCGUUAAUUUACCUCCACGCCCGAGGUGUCACGCAACCUUUCGUCCAACUCUUUUUCGACGGAAGCGUGGCGUGACAUUCCAAAGUUCGGCUACGCAGGGCCUCUCUGUCUCUUUAUGUAUUGGAAAAGAUGGAACGCUUUUUCAGUCGUGUACCUUUGUAUUUAUCGGGUAAAUUAGAUAGAGUCUAUUUUCUACGGCUUUGAUUGGGAUCAACAAUUUCUGGAAGAAAGCGAUUUUUCGUUACAUCUGAUGGACUAGUGAGUCAACGAUCGUGAAAUAGACACAACAUGAUAUAACGUUUCAGCGGUAGCCUUUUGGGUACCAAGGGCCUUUUGAUUCAUGGUACUGACCCAUAGAAACCUAACUUUGAGAACAAGAUAUUACUAAUAUAUUGAUCAUUCCUGGGUGAAAAAAGAAUAAAUGAGUAUAACUUAGCAGCUAGAAUUAUUUUAAAGAAACACCCUAGAAGAAAUGCACCUAUAAUCUUAUUACAUUGACCUAUUAACUUACUUAUUAUUGGCCCUGAUUUUCUUUAAUAAGGGCGACAGGAAGGGAACUUAAACCAUUAGCCUAAGGAGCAGGCAUUAAUUUAUAAAGCGUGGUUACAUUAAUAUAAGCUAGAGGAAAAAAGGUUUUUGAUAAUAUUAUUUACCUAUUUCAGUGCAAACUAUAAAGGCUAUAGAAUUGUCAGUUGCAUCACGGGGCGCCAACCAUCAGCUAGGAUUUGCUGGCCAGGUCGGCUCAUUCUCAUGAAGAAUUAGAGAGCCUACGUAUCGGGUGCUCCAUGCAACCGCGUGCGAGUGACUUAGACUGUCACGCGAGAUAGAGAAAUGAUCGCUCGAUUUUCGUUUUUCUGUGUUUGGUUGUUCGUUUUUAAUACAUAACAUAUCGAAUACUUUCUUAUGGAUAGGAAGCAAAACAACCAAGGGUAUCACAUAUUUCAAGUGUUUUUUACGGUCGAUCCACCCUUCGUUGUAUUUACUCAGGCAGGUCCUAGGGUAUCAAAUACGCAUGCGUCGCAGGCCUGGAUACAUUCCGGUUAAAACUCAAGGGAGCCUUUUCAUUUUAAAUUUUUAAUGAAUUAAUGUAGGAAUGCGGGGAUUUUUUUGGAGUUUGAUUAAUUAAUGAUUAUCUAGAAAUUAGAUUUAAUAUAGAUUUGAUUAGAUUUGUUCCUGUGUUCACGCUAGGCUGGAGCAUGUUUAAUUUGAUCAGAAAAAGCUAGAUUGAACACGAUAGACCUGAGAAACGACGAUCGGAAAAUAUUCUCUUUUUGUUGGUUUCGAGCCCAACAAUUUGAAGAAAAUAUCGAGAUGACAAAGAACAGGAUUUUCAAAUCAAUCUUUCCUAGGGUGCGGCAUUGUUGCCUUCUUAUCAUAUUUGAGGCGCAGCUGGUUCUUUGCUCAUCCACAGGUUGAAGUAGCUUUUAUUUUGAGAUAAGGGAAAAAAUAAAGGGUUAGACUUGGGGACGCGAAAAUUUUUCAUGAUUACGCCAAACAUGUUUCAGUUCUAAAGUGAACACACCAUAAUGAGUUAAGUUUCGUUAAAACUCGUUUCUGUCAACUCAUCAUAAUUGUAGUCAUUGUUUAUCUUCACUUUUCCUCUUAAUAUUCAGUCCUGCUCAGACAAUUACAACAUGAACCGUUGCUUGUUGCUUUUUUGGAUGUAUUCAGACUCUUAGCAAGUCGCCAAUUGGGGUUUAGUUGUUAAGAAGAGGGUGGAAUCCAGUGGAUUAAGGCGCGUGGGGACUCACGGGAAGAACAUGGCGGCCGAGUACGAGUCUUAACCCAUUAACUGCCAAGAUUUUAUUGUUAAUUCUCCACUGUUGAUACUGGAUGCUUUCUUGUAAAUGAGUUGUGAGAAUUUGGUGUUAGAUCAAGACAAAAACUUCUCUCUCAUUAGUUUGUAUAUUCAUAGUACCUGUUUGUUGGAUAAUGUAUGAAUAUUUUAGGGAAAAGUUACAUGUUAGUCUCUUCUGGGAGUUAAAGGGUUAACCGCGUUUUGUCGUUUUUGUUUCACCAUCUAUUUUGCCAACAUUAUAUUCUUAUUCGUAUCCGUUUAUAUUGUAGCAGUGAAAUGUAAUUGAUUUAGCUAAUAUGAGUGGUUUUUGUGUUCUCAGCAAUAAAGUUGUUGAUUUGUCAUUCUCA
Molecule: messenger RNA, 4010 nt
Organism: Pocillopora verrucosa
Lineage: Eukaryota; Metazoa; Cnidaria; Anthozoa; Scleractinia; Pocilloporidae
Product: sphingosine-1-phosphate lyase 1
Biological process (GO): carboxylic acid metabolic process; sphingolipid catabolic process
Cellular component (GO): endoplasmic reticulum
Molecular function (GO): pyridoxal phosphate binding; sphinganine-1-phosphate aldolase activity
Source: RefSeq, a predicted model, not a curated record